CACCCAGCAGUGCCUAUGUCUGCCCGCCUAACCCUGCAGUGCCGUAGCGGUGAGUCCCCGGCCUGCCCGGGGCCGUACCCAGAUGGCGUCUUCCACAGCGGCGGCGGCGUCCGGCUGCCCGUCGGCCAGGCCCCGCACGAAGGGCACGCACAGCGCCAGCAGCUCGUCCAGCCCGCGCCGCGAGCAGCACCGCACCCGCGGGUCCCGGCGGGCGGGCGGCCCCGCCGCCAUUUCCCGCCUAAUCCGAACCGAAAAUGCCGGCCCGGAAGCACAACCCGGCGCUCCCCCGCCCCUUCCCUCCCGCAGCCGGGGCCGGGUGUCGGCAUGGCGGGGCCGGUGGACUGUCACUGCCACCUCUCGGCGCCCUGCUUCCACACGGACGUGACGGCCGUGGUGGGUGCGGCCCGACAGGCGGCGGUGGCGGCGCUGGUGACGGUGACGGAGCAGGCGGCGGAGUUCCGGAGCGCGCUGGAGCUGUCACACAGGUUCCCAGGGUUCGUGCUGCCGUGUCUGGGUGUUCACCCUGUGCAGGAGGUUUCUCCGGGAGAGCAACGCAGUGUUACUUUACAGGAUCUGGAUGCAGCAUUGCCACUCAUAGAACUGCACAAAGAUAAGUUGGUGGCAAUUGGAGAAGUUGGAUUAGAUUUCACUCCCAGAUUUGCCAGCACAGAUGAACAGAAGGAAGGACAAAGACAGGUUCUGACCAAGCAGGUUGAGUUAGCAAGAAAACUGGAUUUGCCUUUGAAUGUUCACUCCCGCUCAGCUGGAAGACCAACCAUUCAUCUUUUAAAGGAGCAAGGUGCUUCAAAGGUGUUGCUUCAUGCGUUUGAUGGGAAGCCAUCUGUAGCCAUGGAAGGGGUGAAAGCUGGAUACUUCUUCUCCAUUCCUCCCUCCAUUAUAAGGAGUGAUCAGAAGCAGAAACUUGUGAAAGUGUUACCUUUGGAAAGUAUAUGCUUGGAAACUGACUCUCCUGCUCUGGGGCCUGAAAAACAGGUGAGAAAUGAACCAAAAAAUAUCUACAUUGCUGCAGAAUAUAUUGCUAAAAUUAAAGGAAUUCCAGUUGAAGAAGUUAUAGAAGUGACAACACAGAAUGCGCUGAGAGUGUUCCCCAAACUUCGUAACUUUCUUCAGAGCAGGAAAACGAAUUUGAGAAAGUUACUGGCUUAGCAGAAAGGUCUUAAUGUUUCAUAUGAGAAGAGCCACAAGGAUUUGAAAAGAUAAUUUGUAAGUCAGCAUGUCAGCUUUUGAGCUGAGAUCGUGUGAUAGCUGCUCCAGUAAAGCACACCAGUGAAUGUGUUCAUUGACACCUGGAGAACACUGAAUUAUCUCCCCCAUAAUAAAAGGGAGGAGAAUUUUCGCUGGGAUGUUGAGGCUUUGUGGCUAAUCUGAACCAGUCUGAGUCUUGCUGGGUGUACUCUAAAGAGCUGUCUGAAGGGGUCUUUGAAGAAUGCUUCCCAACAAAGGAACAGAAAAAGUCCCUUUUGGUGUCUGGGUGGCUGAGUUCCUGUUGAAGUGCUGUAGGCUGCAGGAAUGUUAUUGCGUUUUCCAUAAUGUGCUGUCACAGCCAGGGGCUCGGGCAGCCAUUGUUUGUUUUUAAUUCAACUCUACACGAAAAAACAUCCCUCUGAUUUUUAGUUAUGCUGAGGUCAGCCAAUGUCUUCCCUAUGGAACAGAUGGAGGCCGUUAAGAAACACGGCUCUCUUCCUGCUGAUAACUUCUUCAGAGGGAAAUUGGGAACUUCCAGCUGUUAGCAAAUAUUUGGGUUUCCUCAAUAGAAAAAGUAACAACGUUUCUCAGGAUCGGGUGAGCAAUCUGUCUUUAUAACACAAGUGUAUUUCCACACUUGGCGCUUAGUAGAUCCAAAUCCAUGUUUCCUUUCCAUCUACUUUUUAAAGAGUGCACACGGUGGUGAUGAAGCAAGUAGUAAAAGAGUCGUGAAACUGAAGUCAUCUUAUGGUGUUUUUUCACAAUACAGCACAUUAAAUCGCUGCAGCUCUCAGGUUAUCUGAGACCUCCUAGAAGUGAAGGAGAUGCUUUAUCCUUGUUCCUUUGAGUGGUGCUUUCAAUGGCCAGUUGUUCAGCAUCCAUCCAAAGCUGUCUGAUGCUUUUCUUUGCGCAGUAUCAAUGCAAAAUGCUUUGAGGCUCUUCCUAAAAGUUAACCACCGUUUGGAUGAAUGAGUACUUGUUGAAAAUGAGAACGUUCCUUAAAGGCAACCCUCUGCAUCUCCUGAUUUUUACUAAUGGUGUGAACGUGGGCAGUUUGAUGUUGCUUACUGCUUAUAAACGAUUCAGAUGGAGGUUACACCUUUUGUGGUAGAUGAAGAAGCUGUUACCCAUGGUGAAUAAUAACCCAACACGUUUUACCUACUGCAUUUGUUCACUAGUUAUUUAGUUAGUUGGUUGGUUAGUUAGUUAAAACACAAACUCUGUGUAUGUAACGUAUUUUCUCCACUUGGUUUGCUUGGAAACUCAGGAGAACAGUUCUGUUACAUAUUAAAGACUGACAGCUGACCGCAAAAGGAAAACCAGAUGGCAGCGCAGCAGAAGCACCAGAUGUACAUUUCUUCAUCUUUUGUGUGGAUGGAGACAUCUCAGAACGGUCAUUUCUAAUAUUAUUUACAGAAGAGUCCCCUGCUCGCUUAUCACUCCCUAUAUAUCAAAAUAUAGAACUUUUCUCUGAUGUUUAAGUCAGGGAAUCCUUCUGUGUGCCUGCCACUAUAAAAAAAAAAAAAAUCACAUACAUGUCACAGACAAACAUCUCUACUGUGGGCAGUUAUGUUCCAAAAUGAAGGUGCCCAGACAAGCACCUGGAGUUAAUCUAUGAGCAGACUUCAGGUAGGGGCUCUGUAUUGCAGAUGCUCAUUCUGUGGGAGAGGUUGAGACUUUAUGUUGUGCGGACAGCAGGUUGAAUGUUGCUGGAAUGAGGACUGCAUAGGAGGAAGAGGAUGUUUAAAUUUUCCCUGUAUUCUCUUAACAGCUUUCAAUGAAGAAAUUUAAACAUGCAGCUCUUUGACCACUUUAUUUCAGGCCCAGCUUGCUGAGGUUUGUUUAAUAUCUUGCUAAAAUAGUUCAUUUCCAGCUCAGCUGGAACUUCAAAUCUUUUGUUCUGAAACCACCUUCUUAAGCUGCUGUAGUUGGAUUUUUUUCCCCCCUUGGUCUAAAGACAAGCACACAAUACAUUUCUUCAGCGGAGAUUGUCCCUGCAUUGAGCUCAGUGUAACCAGGAGCUGAGUGCUUCAUAAAACAACAUUUAAAUUCCUGACAGUGAGGACUGACACGGUUUGAAACAUUACAGACAGAAAAUCCUGGAAAUCUGAAUCGUGUGCCCGGUGCACACAAAAAUGCCAGCUUUUGUGAAUGUGAAUUUCUAGGUGGAGGGAUUAGAUGUUGUUGUAAGGUUUGGAAGAACAACGUGACCAGGAAUUAAUGCCACUGGAAUAGCCGAGCUAGGAGUGUUAGGAAAGUAAUUACACCUUGAAAGCAGCACUCUAUAGUUGUCUUCCCUUUAUUUUGCUAUAUGCUCUGAACUGAAAUAAAAAAGCGCCUUC
Messenger RNA from Coturnix japonica (Japanese quail), 3548 nucleotides. RefSeq names its product TatD DNase domain containing 3 (gene TATDN3). Gene Ontology annotation, molecular function: hydrolase activity, acting on ester bonds. The record is from RefSeq and is a predicted model, not a curated record. NCBI's taxonomy places the organism in Eukaryota, Metazoa, Chordata, Aves, Galliformes, Phasianidae.